This is a messenger RNA of Lathyrus oleraceus (garden pea), 1259 nucleotides long. RefSeq lists its product as uncharacterized. The coding region runs from base 194 to 1039 and encodes 281 amino acids. The record is from RefSeq and is a predicted model, not a curated record. The transcript is spliced from 2 exons. Lineage: Eukaryota; Viridiplantae; Streptophyta; Magnoliopsida; Fabales; Fabaceae.
UGUGUUUGUUCUAUAAUUGAACGACAACAUCUGUUAACACAGACUGUAUCUAGUUAACCAUCUUAAUCUUCAACUUCCUAAUUCUCAAAACUCCUUCAUAAUCCCCCAUCUUUCACAUCUCCAUAACCUUGUAAGCCUCCUAUCUAAAGAGAUAUAUUAUUAUUUUUCUUGUAAUCUUCAUUGUCUCUUAAUAAUGGGAGGUAACAAUUCCAGGUUGAUUAAUCCGAAUAGUGGAGAUGCAUUGCCUGCAAAGAUUCGUCCUGUUCUCGGACAAAGAAUUGAAGAGUUUAGAAAACGUAGGAGUAAUGUGCAAGGAGAAGACACUGAUCUUUCGAAGAAAGAGCUUUUGAAGGACAAUAAUGGAAGCUUUGAUGAGAAGUCUUCUUAUCAAAAUGAAGUUUCGGAAGAAACUCAAUCGCAGAAAGAACAGCCAACGGUCAUACGUGCGGUAGCCGUUGAAAAACUCUCUCAAGUUGUUCCAUUGCCCGUUUCUGAAUGCGGAAAUGUGGAAGAGAAGAAAGAGAAAGAGGAGGAGGAGCGUAACGGACAGAUAGAAACAGCUGAAGUAUCUAUACAAGAAAAUAUAUAUAAAAAACCUAAUGCAAAACACGACGAAGAGGAAGAAGAAGACGACGAGGAAGAAGAAGAGGAGGAUGAUAUUGGAAGACGUAUAGGUCCUGGAUCGCCGAGUUUUAAAAUAUAUUGCGUUGAGAGCGACGAGAAAAAAGAACAAGAAUUAAAUGACACAAAUGCAGGCCGCGAGCAAAUACUGGAGAAAGAGGAUGAAAACAUUGCCGUGCACAACAAGUCACAAAGUACAGACAGCGACGGAAGCGAGACAUCUGAAUCGGAGAUCGCAAGCAACUCAAACGAGGUCGUUAAAGAAACGACUCCAAAGAAAAAAGGACAUCAUAAGAGAAAGAAGCUUGAGGCAAUGAAGAAAAAUCUACUUAAUGUUAAGAAUCUACAGAAGAACAGAAUGAACCGAAUGAUGGGUUGCGCGGGCAAUGACAGAAGAAGUCUUCUUCCGGAUGAUUGAUUUAGAACGCAUUAGAUGCUGCUAGAAAAAAUAUUGAAGACACAGCUUAAUGAUAUAAUGACUAACUAGAACUAAGAGUUCUUCUUUGUUUGGGAUUUUCUAGGCAUCUUUUUGUUCAAUUUCUUCUGAAUCAAGAUAUACUGGUGUAGCUAGAUAUGUGGAAUAUUAUUAGAAUGAAACCAGAUUGCCUUUGUAAAGUACUAUUGAACUGUUAUUCAUA